Messenger RNA from Anopheles stephensi (Asian malaria mosquito), 1662 nucleotides. It is a transcript of the gene APC10, whose product is annotated as anaphase-promoting complex subunit 10. Gene Ontology annotation, cellular component: anaphase-promoting complex. The coding region runs from base 107 to 664 and encodes 185 amino acids. Gene Ontology annotation, biological process: protein K11-linked ubiquitination; anaphase-promoting complex-dependent catabolic process. The transcript is spliced from 2 exons. The record is from RefSeq and is a predicted model, not a curated record. Lineage: Eukaryota; Metazoa; Arthropoda; Insecta; Diptera; Culicidae.
UAGCGCGGAUUGCCGGUACACAACAAAAGGCGUAAACAAAGCAAGCCGCCGGAAAACUUUGAAGAAGAGCAGUUGGUACAUUUCGUUCCACGUUCCACCAUCCGAAAUGAGUGUUAAAAUGGGAGCUAAUGUGUGCCCGAUUACCGAGGAACGGUCGGGCACCGUGCGUGAGGUCGGCGGACAAGCAGUUUGGAGUCUUUCCUCGUGUAAGCCAGGAUUUGGCGUGGAUCAGCUGCGGGACAAUUCGAUGGAAACGUACUGGCAAUCGGACGGACAGUUACCACAUCUGGUAAACAUUCAAUUUCAUCGGAAAACGACCGUGAGCCAGAUUUACAUCUACUCCGACUACAAGCUGGACGAAAGCUACACCCCGAGCCGGAUAUCAAUCCGCUGUGGGAUGCACUUCAACGAUCUGCAGGAAGUUGAGGUGGUCGACCUUUGCGAACCAUCCGGCUGGGUAUGCAUUCCGAUCAAGGAGUACGAGGAAAUGCUCAUGUGCACGUUCAUGAUACAGAUAGCGGUGAUAAGCAAUCACCAGAACGGUAGGGAUACCCAUAUGCGCCAGAUACGGAUCCACUCGCCUACCGAAGGUUCACAAUACCCGCUCGAGCAUCACGGCAAGUUUAGCACGUUGGAAUUCGCCCAGUUUCGUACGAUACGCUAGCGGUGGUGGCUAGGUAGCGAACUUAUCUUAAAUGUAACUCGUGUUAUUUAUCAAAAUAUUUGAACAAUUCGAUUUUAUUCCAAAAAACACAGAAAAGUAAAACAGAAACUGUAAACUUUACAAAGGGAGUGUCCCCCUUAAGAUAAUUUCCCUCUGUCGAUUAUUUGUGGCGUUUUGAUUCGCUAUUUUUUCCAAUCCACAAACCACCAGCCCCUGUUUUUACUCAGCGGCCUGCAGCAGGCCACGGAGCAUGGUUUCCAGCUUACGGCCAUCGGCAGCAAACUUGCGAAUACCGUCCGAAAGCUUGUCGGUAGACAUUUGAUCCUCAUUCAACAUCCAGCGGAAUGUUGCCUCAUCCAUUUGGAUUUUCUCCAGGUUCGCCGAUGCGGCCUUGUCGGCGUCGAGAUAGCGUUUCACCGGUUCGGCACUCUUUUCCAGAUCGCCCAGCAGCUUCGGGCUGAUGGUGAGCAGAUCGCACCCAGCCAGCGCCAUGAUUUCACCCACGUUACGGAACGAAGCACCCAUCACGACGGUUUUGUAGCCAAACUUCUUGUAGUAGUUGUAGAUCUUUGUCACCGAGAUGACGCCCGGGUCCUGCUCGGGCUCGAACGUUUUCUGGUCGGUGUUUGCCACGUACCAAUCGAGGAUACGGCCAACGAACGGGGAAAUCAAAGUGACGCCCGCUUCCGCACACGCGACGGCUUGGGCGAACGAAAACAGCAGCGUGAGAUUGCAGUGAAUGUUGUGCUCCUUCUCCAGUACGCUUGCCGCCUGGAUACCUUCCCAAGUGGAGGCCAACUUGAUCAGUACGCGGUCCCGCUUCACGCCCGCCUCCUCGUACAGAGCGAUCAGCUUCAGAGCCUUGGCGAUGGAAGCUUCCUUGUUGAAGGAAAGCCGCGCAUCGAUUUCGGUCGAUACGCGACCCGGCACGAGCUUCAGAAUCUCGCAGCCAAACAGCACGAACAGCAUAUCGGCCGCCUCGGAAACCUUCUCUUCCA